AUGGCAACCAGUUUCCGACAACCAUUACGGGCCAGCUGCGAAUCUCGCGUUAGAUUACAUAGACAGCGAAGAGAGACGGUACCAUCAGCUUGUCUUGAGUGCCGUAAGCGGAAAAUCAAGAGACUUAUCCCCUUCUCGCUACAGUGUUCCGGAGUUCGACCAACUUGUUCGCGAUGUUCGAACUUGAAUAUCGGUUGUGGAUGGGACACAGAGCCCGAAACAACGCCCCGCCAGGCGAUCAAGGAUAGUCUCGAAAGGCUUAUAGAAGUGAACAGCGAGCUCUUGGAGCUAGUUGAAAACCUUUGUUCACGGCCUGAAACCGAAGCUAUCGAAAUACUCCAUCGAUUACGGGCAUCAGGCAACAGACUUCAUGUCUUGAACCUCGUUCGGACAGGCGACAUUCUACUAGGAAUACGGAUAAACGAAGCGAGAGAAGGGAGGAAACAGAUGAACCUAGAAUCAAAAGCCGGCAUUCAUCCGAAAAAGGCUCUUGAUGGCGGUAGCUAG
Colletotrichum abscissum is the source of this 507-nucleotide messenger RNA. RefSeq lists its product as uncharacterized. Gene Ontology annotation, biological process: regulation of DNA-templated transcription. Gene Ontology annotation, molecular function: zinc ion binding; DNA-binding transcription factor activity, RNA polymerase II-specific. Lineage: Eukaryota; Fungi; Ascomycota; Sordariomycetes; Glomerellales; Glomerellaceae. The record is from RefSeq and is a predicted model, not a curated record. The coding region runs from base 1 to 507 and encodes 168 amino acids. The transcript has 2 exons.